AUGGAGGAUGAGGAGGGCGACCUCAGCUCCGUUAUUGACUACAACACUUAUGAGCUUCUCUGUGAAAAAGGCGACGUGAGAAACUUCAGUAGGUUGUUCCUGCCCGUGUUCUACGCGCUGGCUUUCACCGUGGGGGUCGCCGGCAACUCCCUGGUGGUGGGGAUUUACACCUACUGCAAGAAACCCAAGAGCAAGACAGACGUGUACCUCAUGCACCUGGCCAUCGCCGACCUGCUCCUGCUCCUCACCCUGCCCUUCUGGGCUGCGAACGCGGCGCAGGGGUGGGAGCUCGGGGAGCCCAUGUGCAAGCUCGCUUCCGCCCUCUACACCACCAACUUCAGCGCUGGCAUGCUGCUGCUGGCCUGCGUCAGCGUGGACAGGCACCGGGCUGCCUCCCAGCCCCAGGGCCAGAGGAGAGCUGGCAAACACUGCAGCGUCACCUGCCUCUGCGUCUGGCUCUCUGCCGCCUUCCUCAGCGUCCCCGAGCUGGUAUUCAACCAGGUGAGGAGACACGGCGACAGGAACGAAUGCCUCCCUGUGUUCCCAGCAAACAUGGAAACACUCCUAAAAGCAACUGUUCAGAUCCUGGAAAUCGUCCUGGAGUUUCUGCUGCCUUUCCUAGUCAUGCUCAUCUGCUAUUCCGCUACCGCCCGCGCCAUCUUCAGGUCGGCAAAUCCUAAGAAAUCGAGACCUUUCCUGGUGCUGCUGGCCGUGGUGGCCGCUUUCAUCCUCACCCAGCUGCCCUACAACAUCGUGAAGUUCUGGCGAGCCAUGGAUAUCAUCUACAUGUUGAUUACUGACUGUGGUGCAAGUAAAACCAUCGACGUUGCACUCCAGGUCACCAAGAGCAUCGCUCUGUCUCACAGCUGCCUGAACCCUCUGCUCUACACCUUUCUGGGCGCCUCCUUUAAAACGCAUAUUAUGAAAAUUGCCAAGAAUUAUGGACACUGGAGAAGACGACAACAGAGUGGAAGACCUGAAGAAAUUUCUAUGAAUUUUGAAGACCACACUGAAGAAACAACUAGUUUCACUAUAUAG
Molecule: messenger RNA, 1038 nt
Organism: Merops nubicus (carmine bee-eater)
Lineage: Eukaryota; Metazoa; Chordata; Aves; Coraciiformes; Meropidae
Gene: ACKR4
Product: atypical chemokine receptor 4
Exons: 1
Coding region: 1-1038 (345 amino acids)
Biological process (GO): G protein-coupled receptor signaling pathway; immune response; chemotaxis
Cellular component (GO): membrane
Molecular function (GO): chemokine receptor activity; scavenger receptor activity; chemokine binding
Source: RefSeq, a predicted model, not a curated record